AUGGAUAUUGGAAGAAAGGGACUAAGCGACGAGGACUUCAGCAAUGCUUGGAUGGCUAUAGAGAAUGAGCUUCAGAAGCUUGCCUCUGGAGGCCUAUGCAGUGCAUUAGAAAUCUACAACAGCAUAUAUGUCAUCUGCACAUCGUCUACGCCAAGGCUCGAAAGUAGGCUGUACUGGAAGAUAGGAGACUUUGUCUACAUGAAAGCCAGGGAGAUAAGGAAGGAGGUGUUUGGGGCCGAAGAUUGGAUUUGGGAGUACAACAAGGGGUUCCGGAAGUUCAAGGCGAUGGUACUUGCGAUUGAUGAGCUGUGUGACUUCCUGAAUGAAUGUGUGAAAGGAAGGACUAUGAGGGACCUUGGGUUUCUCCUGUGGGAGAGGUGUGUGCUCCAGCAAACGAUGAAGUACAAGCACACAACGCUUGGGUUUGAGCUGGUGAAUCAAGGGAGGAUUGAGGUUGUGAAGGAUGCAAUAGAGUCUUUCCGGCUGAUUGUCCCUGACCUGAAGAAGCCGAUGCUUUACUAUACACAACGAUACGAGCAGUUUGCGCUUCAGAAGAUUGGAAGCAAGUACAUGGAUGAAAUAAAGUCUGUGUGUGGAGAGGUUGAAAGGUAUUCGUUCUAUGUGAAGGAGAAGAUUUGGUAUGAGAAGAGUAUUCAAGAAAAGAUAUUCCUUGAGGAGUCGUGGGGAAAGGUUGAGUCUGUACUUGAAGAGGUGUUUAUACUAAGCAAAAAGGACUAUCUUUUUGGGGAGAUCUAUAAGAUAAUGUCGAUGCACAGGCUUCCCGUCGAGAUUCUUGGAAAGGUCUGCAAGGGGGCUGAGUGCGAGAAGCAGGGUUUUGACUCUGGAGGACACCGAACAAACGAUUUCUACGAGCUACAGGGGGAAGAGGGUGUUCAGAAGUUCAGUGGGGAUGUUUUCCUGGAAAGGAUGUCUGUUCUUUACAGGAACUUGUCAGGAUUAAAAUCUGCAUAUGAGAUUUUCCGGGAAGUGUUUACUCGAUAUGUAAGAGAGGUGAGUGAAAGGCAUAUGGAUGUGUACAGCAGAAGUAUUGAGACUCUGUAUAUUUUUCACUGCAUGCUUAGGCAUGUUGUGGAUGUUGGGUUUCUUGGGGAUCAGGAAUACUUCAAGAUACUAAAGAGGGAGUUUUCCUGCAGCUGCAUGAGACUGAAGCCGUCUCUGGAGGCAAGGUUGCUGGAGUUCUCUGAAUGUAUUGUCGGGGACAGCAGUGGGGUGUUCAGGUUUCUUAGUGGGGAGUUUGAAAGAAGCACGAGCAAAAGAAGCCUGGGGCUUCCAUUUCUUGGGACGGGGGGUGUGGGUGAGGAUGGAUCUGCACUUGGAAGAAGAUUUGAGGGAAAGAACGGGUUUCUGAGGCAGGUGUUUGGAACACUAUACAAGAUGGUAGAGAACAAGCAUGUAUUCUACGAGCUAUAUCUUUCUGGGCUUGGAAAGAGGUUGCUGGAGAGAAGCCCCAAUCUGGAUGAGGAGAGAAAGCUGAUUUCUUUGAUGAAGAGAAAGGGCAACCAGGACUUCACAAAAAAGGCUGAGGCCAUGGUUGGAGACAUAAGCAUUUCGCUAAGCUAUAACAAGGACCCUGACAGGUUUGUAUGGAUUCUGACACAAGCAUAUUGGCCAUUGCAAGUGGAGAACCUAAGCAUCGAGAUUCCGGCACCUCUCGAGAUGAUAAGAAAAGUGUAUGAUUCGAAGUUCAACAAGAAGAAGUUGCAUUGGACAUGGCAUUUGGGGAGUGUGUGUGUGGAGAUUGAUGGGGUUGAGAUCGAAAUGAAUGUUCUCCAAUACUCUGUCCUUGAUCUAUUCAACAGAUACGAGCAGAUUGAUGCUGAGAUGGUCCUGAGUUCUGUGAAGAUGGGGACGAAAGUCACAAACGAUGUUCUCAGAUCCUUGAUUGAGGGCAAUCUUGUAGUUUGCAAUGAGGGCCUGUACAGAAUAGGAGAUGUAUCCUGUGCGGAGAAAGAUAUAAGAGGCCUGUACUGUAGCGAAAGCAUUUGCACAGCACAUGAAAUAGAUAGGAAUGCAUACUACCAGUCUCUUGUAUCAAGCAUGCUGAAGAAAAGAAAGAAGAUGGAUCUAGAGGAGAUAGCAAAAGAGAUUUUAUCUAAACACACCGAGAGGUUUGAGUACGACGAGGCAGUCUUCCUGGAGGGUGUGAGGACUCUUGGAGACAAGGGAAUCAUAGAGGAGAUAGAAGGGGCCUAUGUCUACCUACCCUGA
Molecule: messenger RNA, 2229 nt
Organism: Encephalitozoon hellem ATCC 50504
Lineage: Eukaryota; Fungi; Microsporidia; Unikaryonidae
Product: E3 ubiquitin ligase subunit Cullin
Exons: 1
Coding region: 1-2229 (742 amino acids)
Biological process (GO): protein ubiquitination; ubiquitin-dependent protein catabolic process
Cellular component (GO): cullin-RING ubiquitin ligase complex
Molecular function (GO): ubiquitin protein ligase binding
Source: RefSeq, a predicted model, not a curated record